AUGUCAGAAUCACAUAACGGAUCUUGUCUUUGCGGUGCCAUCAAGAUUAAGCUCAAUGGCGCACCUGUCAAGGUCAUGACCUGCCACUGCGUCGACUGCCAAAAGUCCGCAGGCGCUCCAUACCAAUCCAACGCCAUCUUCAACACCUCCAACGUUGAGGUCGAGGACCCCAAGGGAUAUGCCAAGAUGUACCUUGUUCCCAAGGAGCAGACCGGUAGUGGUGUUGAGAAGCAAAAGUGGUUCUGCAGCAACUGCGGCAGCCCUCUGUUCAACCGCCCCAUGAAGUACGAAGGUCAAAAGUCGGUUGUCAAGACCGGUAUCUUGGACGCUCCUGCUGGUUUCGAGGGCUCUCCACUGGAUCAGCUCAAGCCCGUUUCUGAACUCUAUACCAAGGACCGUGCUUCGUUUGUCAAGCCCCUUGAUGGUGCCAAGCAGUUUGCGGCCGCUGCUCAAUAA
This is a messenger RNA of Zychaea mexicana, 456 nucleotides long. RefSeq names its product Mss4-like protein. The transcript has a single exon. Gene Ontology annotation, molecular function: carbon-sulfur lyase activity. Bases 1 to 456 code for a protein of 151 amino acids. The record is from RefSeq and is a predicted model, not a curated record. Lineage: Eukaryota; Fungi; Mucoromycota; Mucoromycetes; Mucorales; Lichtheimiaceae.